AUGGAGGACCGGUCCCACAAGGUGCUGCUGGCGCUGGUGAUGCUCUUCCUCUUCGCCGUGAUCGUGCUGCAGUACGUCUGCCCGGGCACCGAGUGCCAGCUCCUGCGGCUCCGCGCCCUCAGCCCCGCCGCCGCCGCCGACCCGUACCGGGCGGAGGACGAGACGCCGGCGCGUUUCGUUCCCCGUUUCAAUUUCUCCGCCGACGACUUGCUGCGGCGGGUGGACUUCAACAUCAAGGGGGACGACCUGAUCGUGUUCCUGCACAUCCAGAAGACGGGCGGCACCACCUUCGGGCGGCACCUGGUCCGCAACAUCCAGCUGGAGCAGCCCUGCGAGUGCCGCGCCGGGCAGAAGAAGUGCACCUGCCACCGGCCCGGCAAGCGGGAGACCUGGCUCUUCUCCCGCUUCUCCACCGGCUGGAGCUGCGGGCUGCACGCCGACUGGACCGAGCUCACCAACUGCGUGCCCUCCGUGGUGGACAGCAAGAAGGAGGUGCGGCUCCGUCCCUCCAGGAAUUUCUACUACAUCACCAUCCUGCGUGACCCCGUGUCCCGGUACCUGAGCGAAUGGCGCCACGUCCAGCGAGGAGCCACGUGGAAGGCGUCCCUGCACGUCUGCGACGGCCGCUCCCCGACCACCGAGGAGCUGCCCAGCUGCUACACGGGGGACGACUGGUCGGGCUGUUCCCUGCAGGAGUUCAUGGACUGCCCCUACAACCUGGCCAACAACCGCCAGGUCCGCAUGCUCUCCGACCUCAGCCUGGUGGGAUGCUACAACCUGUCGGUCAUGCCCGAGGAGCAGAGAAAUAAGGUUCUGCUGGACAGCGCCAAGGAGAACCUGAAGCGGAUGGCCUUCUUCGGCCUGACCGAGUUCCAGCGCAAGACUCAGUAUCUCUUUGAGAAGACUUUCAGCAUGAACUUCAUCUCGCCGUUCACGCAGUACAAUAGCACAAGGGCCUCCAGCGUGGAGAUAGACAAGCAGACUCAGCAGCGCAUCGAGGCCCUCAAUUUUUUAGAUAUGGAAUUGUACGAUUAUGCAAAAGACCUGUUUUUGCAGCGGUACCAGUACAUGCGGCAGAAGGAGCACCAGGAGGCGCGGCGGAAACGCCAGGAGCAGCGGAAGAUCCUGCGGGCGAAGCAGGCGCACCUGAGGGAGCAGGGGGAGAACAGCUCCAGCACUGACUACACGGGGAACGUGGAGAGGUGGCGGCGAUAGUGGGGGGCACCUGCCAAGGGUGGAAAAGAAGCAGAGCCCAACCCAACCCACGAACAAGUGAUGCUUCUCAAGGGUCUGAAGCAAAAAGAGGUCAAAAUGUUGCCUUUGCAGUUGCCUUUGCAGUAAAUGUUGUACUGUACGUGGAACACUUAAUCCUAGCGUGUAAUUAAAUUGUCCUUUUUAGGUUUGUUGGAUUAUUUAUGAAAUACAGGAGCCGUCUCGGCUCAUCGGAAA
Molecule: messenger RNA, 1449 nt
Organism: Cinclus cinclus
Lineage: Eukaryota; Metazoa; Chordata; Aves; Passeriformes; Cinclidae
Gene: HS6ST2
Product: heparan sulfate 6-O-sulfotransferase 2
Exons: 2
Coding region: 1-1215 (404 amino acids)
Cellular component (GO): membrane
Molecular function (GO): heparan sulfate 6-sulfotransferase activity
Source: RefSeq, a predicted model, not a curated record